GUGAACAUUGUGUUUUCCCGUUUUGACUUUUCGAUGAAGAACAUCAUCAAUUUUCGUUAUGUGCAGAAUUUAGCGAACAGUUUAAAUAGAUGUGCUUGUAUAAUCCAAUUCAGGGAUUUACACAAUCAGGGAAAGAGUGAGCUUCACAUAUACAAUGUUCCACCACCUAGUAAAAAAUAUGAUCUGAUUGGUCCACCAGAUAAGAAAUCUAACCUCCGUCCAGUGGUUUUCCAUGUUCCUCAGAAAGAGACAGCCCUUCAAUGCCGCUAUCGGUUGAUGCGGAAGGAGACUCAUGACUGGAACCAGGCUUUCUGGGCUAAUCACAAUGAAAGGUUUUUCAAGGAAAAGGAAGACUUUGUGAGAAGGAAGCUAGACCACAAACAGCAGACAGUGGACAGUGCUGAGGCCCGACUUUCAGCCGAUGAACUCUCUGAAUUCUACAAAGCAUUCCUAGACAAAAACUAUCCGCUCCAUGCCAACUACAACAGAGAGUGGUAUCACAAGAACCUGAGACUGUUGUUUCCAGCUUUCCAAGUUUUCUUAGAAAAAAUAUAUAAUAAAUUAUUUAAAAGGUGAAA
Messenger RNA from Magallana angulata, 578 nucleotides. RefSeq names its product cytochrome c oxidase assembly factor 8-like. The record is from RefSeq and is a predicted model, not a curated record. Gene Ontology annotation, biological process: intrinsic apoptotic signaling pathway. The coding region runs from base 34 to 576 and encodes 180 amino acids. The transcript is spliced from 4 exons. NCBI's taxonomy places the organism in Eukaryota, Metazoa, Mollusca, Bivalvia, Ostreida, Ostreidae. Gene Ontology annotation, cellular component: mitochondrion.